AUGCGAGCGUCGUGCCCGCGAGCGAUUGUCGCGCAGAGCGCGCUCCCAGCCGCGCGUUCGCGUCUAUCCCCUUCCCGCCCGCGCGCGCUCGCGAACCGCGUCGUCCGCGCGGACGCCGUGACGUCACCGCCGGCGAACGCGUCCGCCUCCGAUCGAACCGCCGCCGAGGCGUCUUCCUCGUCCGCGUCCGACGCCAUCGUCGCCCCGCCCGGGUGCGUGAUUUACUUCGCGUACGGCAGCAACGUGAACACGAAGACGAUGAACGGCGUGCGAGGGAUCAGCCCGUCCGCGUCGUAUCCCGCGGUCCUGCGCGGGUACGAGCUCGUUUUCAACGUCCCGGGUCUGCCGUACGUCGAGCCCGGGUUCGCGUCCGUGCGACGGAUCGGGACGACGACCGCGACGUCGGACGACGCGGUGGCCGACGACGGCGACGCCGACAUCAUCAACGACGACGGCUCGGACUCGUCGUUGAGUAAGUACUCGCGAGAGGUGCACGGCGUCGCGUACGUCGUCACGGACGAGGAGUGGAGGUACAUCUUACGCACGGAGACGUCGUACGAGACGGAAGUCGUGACGCUGGCGGGGUAUCCGGACGCGGGCGGGACGUCGAUCACGGCCAUCACGCUGACGUACCCGGACGUGGACGUAGGCACGAAACUGUGGCCGUCGAAGCGUUACUUAGGGUUACUCCGCGAGGGCGCGGAGGAGUGGAACUUAGACGAGGGGUGGCGGCGGUACUUGAACGAAGUCGUGAAGCCGUUCGAGCCCGCGACGAACCCGGCGGCGCCGCUCGUCGCCGCGGUGAGCGUGCCGACGCUCGCGCUCGUCACCGCGCCGAUCGGGAUCGCGGUCGCGGCGAGGAACGCCGGGGCGAAGCUCGCGAAGUCGCGGCAAAAUCCAGGCGGCGCGGAGAUCGACCUCGCGGACGCCGCGACGGCGGCGGUCGUGGACGGGUUCAACGUCCUCACGGGCGUCACGUGGGGGUUACACAACGCGCUUUGGGCGCCGUUGUUCGGCUCGGGCGCGAACAACGAGAGCGACGGCGACGGCGGCGCGCGGGGAUGA
Micromonas pusilla CCMP1545 is the source of this 1065-nucleotide messenger RNA. RefSeq lists its product as uncharacterized. The transcript has a single exon. Lineage: Eukaryota; Viridiplantae; Chlorophyta; Mamiellophyceae; Mamiellales; Mamiellaceae. Bases 1 to 1065 code for a protein of 354 amino acids. Gene Ontology annotation, molecular function: gamma-glutamylcyclotransferase activity. The record is from RefSeq and is a predicted model, not a curated record.